AGGAGAGGAGGGGAUGCUGGAGACCGUGCGGGAGGAGCAGUCUCUCGAGCCGCACACGAGUGAGGAGCCUGGAGCCGCGCGCGCAGACGUGAAAGUGUGAUCGUAAAGUAAAGGAUACUACACACACUGUGGAGGACUAACAGUCAGAACUACAGAUCGACUACAUGCACCAUUCUCUCUAGCUGUAAGAAAACCAGACACUGAAGUUCACCAUGGAUUUUGUAAUGAAGCAAGCAUUGGGAGGGGCCACCAAAGACAUGGGGAAGAUGUUGGGUGGCGAGGAGGAGAAAGAUCCAGAUGCUCAGAAGAAGGAAGAGGAGAGACAGGAGGCUCUGAGGCAACAGGAGGAGGAGAGGAAGGCUAAACACGCUCGCAUGGAGGCUGAGAGGGAAAAGGUCAGACAGACCAUCCGAGAUAAGUACGGACUGAAGAAGAAAGAGGAGAAGGAGGCUGAGGAGAAAGCAGCGAUGGAGCAGGCAUGCGAGGGCUCACUGACCCGCCCUAAAAAGGCCAUCCCUGCAGGAUGCGGGGACGAGGACGACGAGGACGAGGAGAGCAUUUUAGAUACCGUUCUGAAAUUCCUGCCUGGACCUCUGCAGGACAUGUUUAAAAAGUAAUGGACACAAGACUCUGUCCUCGGGAUUGGUGGGUGUUUUUUUUCUUUUGUGGGGUGGAGGGGGGGAGAAAAGAAGAUGUGUAGUUUGGGAUUGGAGCAUCGUGGGUAUGUUGCCAAACUGUGGAAGGCUUUUCACUGCCUUGAAGAAGUCUUAGUUUUUCUUUCUACUGUUGUAAACAAUUAAUUCCCCUACAAGGUUUUCAAGUAAGGUUUUCACUGCCAUACAGGUUCAAAUUGUUUACACUUUAAAGGUCUUUCUAUUAGUUGACUUAUAUGCACAACCACGGCCUCAUACAUUCGGUGGGCCAAUUGUGGGCCAUCAGUAUUUAGGUGGUCAAGCCUAAAUAGUAAAGGGAACAAUGUCAAGGUACACAUUCCAUACAGAUGACACUGCUGAACUGGGAUGGCACUGGGAUGCACUUAGCUUGGUUCUUUAUCCCCCCUUGUGUGACACUUUGAGGGCAAUUUACAACAGCAAUUUAAGCAUGUUGCCUUCCAUUGACUUCCUAUGCAUGGAAGUAUAACUGAUUUUAUUUUUUGUUUGUUUUUUUUUUUUUUUCUGGGAAAAAAGACUGCAGACAUCUCUGUUGUGAAAUGCAAGACGUCAGGUUGUGAUAUGUUUUGAAUGGAGUGGAAAAAAACUGCAACCUCCCAACAAAACAGUUGUUUACUUGGUUUAUGUCUUAGGUUUGGAGCGCUUCUCGUAACAUGCCUGAGAGGUGAGAUGAUUGAUUGUCUCAGUAAUGCCAUUCCAGACCACCUGAAUGCUAAACUUGUAUGCAGUCUGGAAGUUCUCACUUCUUCUUUUUUAAUAUUAUAUUAUUAAUAUUUUGUUAUUGUGUGUGUGAGAGAGAUUUUAAUCCUGUUUGCAUCAGUCCUGCCAACUUAAGAUUUAAGGAGAGGAAAAUGUCUACAUUUGCACUGGGUUAAAACACUGCCACAUUCUACUUAAUGAAUGAUUUAUAGGGCCAAAUCCUUUCUGCAAAGGAUUUUUUCUUAAAACAUGAGAACAUCUAUCACACAUGCAUUAGUAGUCAUCUAAAUCAAUGCAUUGGAGGGAGCUAGAUUUUGUUCAGACAAAAAAGCAAGCAGAUUUGUUUGAAGCUGUUAAACCUGCCCCAGAGACAAUCAACAGUAAUCACUGCUAGUGGAGAAACUCCUCCAUCCUGCCACAUAAUUUAUAUAAAUAUAUAUAAAUCAUAUAUUAAGACCAAUGGGACCAAAUGCAGGCCUUGCAGUUUACUUCAGCCGAACUAGACUAUUGUAAAAUACGUCUUAUAUAACAUAUGAUACAAUACUGUAUAUGAUCUCCAAAAGGAUCUCUAAUUGGCUAAUUUUAAAACCACCAAUUUGCAGACGCCUCUUCUUUUCUGUACAAUACUUUUUCCUUCUCUUCAUUGUUCCUGACCACCAUCAUUAGACCAAAGAAGUUCUCAUUUUGUUUGAACCUGACUGGCGUUCAGGGCAAAUUUUGCUAUCUGCCACGAACUGAUAACUGAUCAGAUAACUGCCAGGGCUUUCAGAAUUUCUGCAGUUUACAUUUAGCCCUUAAAUAAAAACUUACAAAUUCAAUUAAAUCUGAUGAGAUUUCACAGUCUAGCUCCUAGCUGUCUAACAUUAUCAAAACCACAUGUUCUUAAUUAUUUACUUUUUUGUCUAUUUUUUUUUUUUUUUUAGAUUUAAUUAAAUCAGAGGUGUUUCCAGAUUUUUUAGGAUCUGCCACGAUUAAUCUAUCCGAUAAUCAACUCAUUCAUUUCAAACAUAACAAAACAGUAUGUGCAGCUAUUGGACCUCUUCAUCUCUUUCUAGUCUUUAAACCACCAUGUAAUUUCUAACAUUACAAAAAUAACUAAAAAACAACAGAGUCUUUGGUUAAAAAGCUGGUUUAGUUGGAUGAAUGUGGCUGGAAGCCUUUCAGUGUCUAAAGCCUUUUUUCUGUAUUCCUUUUCAUUUUAAAUCCAUUAAAUUUAGAGAAAAAUCAAUAAUUAACAUUGAAUUAACAACACUUUUUGGGAGGGGAGGUAUUUAUGUGUUAAGUGAUCUCAUUUAAAAAGUCAGGUAAAGAAAAUGUCCUGGGUUUAGUACUGCAUGAUGGACUCUAUAUUCCCUUUAUCUAUAGUGAACAAGACAAAGAUAGUAGUUAUCAUUAGUAACUAUGUAGAAAAUAAAAAAGAAAGAAAGAAAAAAAUGAAUUUGUACAUUUUAAAUGUGGUGCAACCCAAUUUAGAGAAAUUGAGUAAAUUGGCUUUUAAUGCAUCAAAUUACAUUACGAGUCAAUAAAAAAGGUUAGGAAUAGUUUUAGGUCGAUACACCAGGUGAGUUUUCUAUUUCUCAUAGAAAGUAAACAAGUACAAUGUAAACUUUUUUUCUAGUGCUGAAAGUUUUUUCACUAGUUGAAGCCAUAUUGUUUAGACUGCAAUAAUUAAUGAAGAAUAAUAACUAGGUAAUUCACCUUUAGUCAUGCAUUUGUUUGCUGUAAAGAUGUAAAGGUUUGUGGAUCCUAUCUACCUAGCUUAUGUGUCUUUAUUCUCUUCCAUCGAAAAACACGUUUAAAAAAACCAUUGUUAAUGUCCUCUGUAUGUACCUCGAGUUCUGUGUGUAAGUGUGUCUACGUCUGUGCUUGGUCGUACUGUAAAACCCGUUGUUGGUUCAUGUACUAUGUGGAUGCUGUGGCUGUCAUAAUGUUCUAAUGUGCACCAAUCAAACCGUCUCAUUGUCUCGGGGUCAGCGCAGGCUAAUGUCCAACAUGCAUGCAGUCUGAUGCCAAAACACAAGGUCCUGUGCUGUGUCUGUGUCCCUGUCCCUGCAACAGAAGCUGCUCACUAGACUGAAGGGUCCAUUUUCUAUUAUGAACGAAUGAAUAAAUGAAUGAAUGAAUUAAUGAUUGAAUUAGUCCCUGAAUUAAGACCACUGCCUAGAAAUACGUUUAUAGCUAACAACAAGCAGGCCCUGUGGACUUCUGCUUUUCAACAUUCAUGGUCGAGGAUUAACAUGUUUGUAAGUAUGUAGUUUUAACUCUCAUGUUAUGAUUGGGGUCCUGAAGACCACAGACUCUUUUUAAAGUAUAUAUUAAAAAAAACUUCACACUGUUUUAUCUGCUUGAUACUUGAUUUAUUUUAUGAAUAAAUAUUAUUGUGACCUGG
Astyanax mexicanus (Mexican tetra) is the source of this 3759-nucleotide messenger RNA. RefSeq names its product complexin 2 (gene cplx2b). NCBI's taxonomy places the organism in Eukaryota, Metazoa, Chordata, Actinopteri, Characiformes, Acestrorhamphidae. Gene Ontology annotation, molecular function: syntaxin binding. The record is from RefSeq and is a predicted model, not a curated record. Bases 213 to 617 code for a protein of 134 amino acids. Gene Ontology annotation, cellular component: SNARE complex; terminal bouton. The transcript is spliced from 4 exons. Gene Ontology annotation, biological process: neurotransmitter transport; regulation of neurotransmitter secretion; synaptic vesicle exocytosis.